UGUGUUUUCAAAAUUUACUUCCAAAUGGAACCUCUCUACUUAAAAGCAUGCCGAAUGUGCAUGUGCUAUAGACAUCUUAAACCAUUGGAUUCGGAAAUGGUACGGAAAAUAGGAUCCUGCUUCGGUAUAAUGAUCAACCUUGAGGAUAGAACGUUACCCCUCGGUAUAUGUCGAAAAUGUACAAAAAAAGUUAUCCAGGCCAAGAAAUAUCGCGAUUUCUAUCUGUCAGUGCAGACGAAGCUGUUUGUAAAACGCUCAAACCACUUUCUUCGUAUAGACCGUCAACCAUUGGUUGAAGUUAUUUUGAGGCGCAAUGAAUCUCCACGAUACAUCUAUCCUUCGGGCCGGCGAGUACAAGACAGAAUGCGGGAGGAAAAGCGAACAAAAGCCCGACCAAGCUCGGAAAGCAAAACAGACCCUCAGAACAAUGCAUCUGGAAACAUUAAUGCUUCAGUGAAUAGAUUACUAUCUCCCAGCACUUCUUCUGCCAUUGCAACAAGCCAUUGUCGCCCAGAAGUAGAAUCUACUGCUGUUCCUCGUCAACGUACAACCUCAACUGAUGAAGUUCCUAACCAAAGCUAUUCGCCUUCCCCUGUACUUAAUUUUUCAAAUUCAAAUACUCCGCCUCCCGCUGCUAUUACAUUAGUUGUAACCACACCUGAGGAAGUGACAAUGAACGGUUUGGACGAUCCAGCAGUUAAGGAGGAUUUCGAAGCAACCGAACACGAUAACAAUUCGGAAAAAGAAUCUUUUCCUAUUGAAAAAUUGGAAACAGAAUCAGACAUCCAAUCGCAAGAUGAUACAGAAAAUGUUGAUGAUUCGGCCACGUUUUAUGAGGAGCAGAAAAUCUAUGCCACCGAAGAGUUGGAGGAAGUACUUCAAGAUCAAAACAUGGAAGAUCCCGAGGAACAUGUGGAAGCAGAGUACCUUAAUCAACACGAGCUUAGCGCUGGGGAUGGCUUAGAUUCGGAACACCAUCUGACACAGGAACAGUACGAUUCGACUGAAAUAGAAGUGCUAGAAGCAAGUGAAACAAUUGAAUCCGUCAUUCCCGGCAAUGAAAAUACUGGUUAUAAUGUUCAAGACACACGGCGACGCAGGCGAAGUAGUAAAUCUCGGGAUUGGGUCAUACAGUACCCUGAACCAGAUCCGGAGGAAGUGGAGGUGAUAAACGAAGAGGAAAACAUCAUUCAAUACAACAUUCAGCGUCUCGAGGAAACAGAAGAUGAAGAUAAUACGCUGGGGGAAGGUGCAGAUUCGGCCACCGUAUCUUUGAAAAUCGAUAAUACAGACGAAUACCAGAUUCCAACCAGCAUGAACAGUUCCGAAAGGACAGCUAAUAAGGAAGCAGGUAUGAUGCGUUAA
Anopheles merus is the source of this 1365-nucleotide messenger RNA. RefSeq lists its product as uncharacterized. The record is from RefSeq and is a predicted model, not a curated record. Bases 25 to 1365 code for a protein of 446 amino acids. Gene Ontology annotation, cellular component: nucleus. The transcript has 3 exons. Gene Ontology annotation, molecular function: zinc ion binding. NCBI's taxonomy places the organism in Eukaryota, Metazoa, Arthropoda, Insecta, Diptera, Culicidae.